AUGGCAAUCGGUUGUACUCGCAUAAUAACAAAUAGGCAACAUAGUACCAAGGAUCUGGUUGAAAUGAUUGAGAAAUAUAAAAUAAAGGCAGUUGUUUUGGCAGCUCGCCAAGUUUCCGAUCUGGUGGACUAUCCUUUGGUAAAUUCGGAGCGUUUGCCCAGUCUACAUUCUGUACUGAUCGGUGGCAGUUCGCUAUCGAACAGGACUCUUGUGAAAAUGGAACAAUUAGCCAAGUCGGCAUUGUUAUAUUUUGUGUACGGGACAACUGAGAGUGGAGCAGUCACUGCUAGUUUCUCGACUAAGCAAUUUGGCAAUACUGUUGGCAAAUUGAUCCCUGGCACCCGAGUGCGUAUUGUCUCUGAUGAGGGUGUUAAUCUAGGACCGAAAGAUAUAGGCGAAAUCUAUAUACAUAAUGGUCAUCAUCAAUGGUUGGGCUACUAUGGCAAUCCGCUGCAGACGCAAAAGACUUUUGAUUCUGAAUCCUGGUUUCACUCCGGCGAUUUGGGAUAUUUCGAUGAAAACAAUAACCUUUAUAUAGUCGAUCGUAAAAAGGAUAUUUUCAAGUGCAAGGGUUUCCAUUACUGGCCCAGUCAGAUUGAGGAUGUUAUAGCCGAAAUGUUCAGGAUGUGUGUGUUGUCAGUGUCUAUGAUGAACGUAUUGGCGAUGCUCCCGCAGCCAUGGUAG
Molecule: messenger RNA, 684 nt
Organism: Drosophila willistoni
Lineage: Eukaryota; Metazoa; Arthropoda; Insecta; Diptera; Drosophilidae
Product: probable CoA ligase CCL7
Exons: 1
Coding region: 1-684 (227 amino acids)
Biological process (GO): long-chain fatty acid metabolic process; fatty-acyl-CoA biosynthetic process
Molecular function (GO): long-chain fatty acid-CoA ligase activity
Source: RefSeq, a predicted model, not a curated record